GCGGUGGCGGCGGCGGCGGCCGUGAGUGUCGGGCGGGCGUCGGCGCCCGGGACGCGGGAUGGAGCGCCGCGGAUUUCCCGUUUUUUGACUGUUACACGAAAGGAUGAUCGCUUACAAACAGAAAAAGACAAAGAAAAAACGCGUUUUGUCGUCAGGCCAGCUGACUACCGAUGUUACAGCUUCUGAAAUGGGGCUCAAGUCCAUAAAUUCCAGCUCCACUUUGGAUCCUGACUACAUCAAGGAGUUGGUGAAUGACAUCAGGAAGUUCUCCCAUAUGUUACUGUAUUUGAAAGAAGCUAUUCUUUCAGACUGUUUUAAAGAAGUCAUUCAUAUACGUCUGGAAGAACUUCUUCGUAUUUUAAAGUCUGUAAUGAAUAAACAUCAGAACCUUAAUUCUGUUGAUCUUCAGAAUGCUGCAGAAAUGCUUACUGCAAAAGUGAAAGCUGUGAACUUCACCGAAGUAAAUGAAGAGAACAAAAAUGAUCUCUUCAGAGAAGUGUUUUCUUCUAUUGAAACCUUGGCCUUUACCUUUGGAAAUAUCCUGACAAGCUUCCUCAUGGGAGAUGUAAGCAGUGAUUCAUUACUGCGACUGCCUGUUUCUCGGGAAAGUAAGUCUUUUGAAAAUGUUUCUGUGGAAUCAGUGGACUCAGCCAAUGAAAAAGGAAGUUUUUCUCCUAUGGAAUUAGACAGCAUGCUGUUAAAGAAUGCUGAUUCUGUAGAAUUGGCUCUGUCGUAUGCCAAGACAUGGUCCAAAUAUACCAAGAACAUAGUUUCAUGGGUUGAAAAGAAGCUAAACUUGGAGUUGGAGUCCACUAGAAAUAUUGUCAAGUUGGCAGAGGCAACUAGAACUAACAUCGGACUACAGGAGUUUAUGCCACUACAGUCUUUAUUUACCAAUGCUCUUCUGAAUGAUAUAGAGAGUAGUCAACUUUUACAACAAACAAUUGCAGCUCUCCAAGCCAACAAAUUUGUGCAGCCUCUCCUUGGGAGGAAAAAUGAAAUGGAAAAACAGAGGAAAGAAAUAAAAGAACUUUGGAAACAGGAACAAAAUAAAAUGCUUGAAACAGAGACUGCUCUUAAAAAGGCAAAAUUGUUAUGCAUGCAACGUCAAGAUGAGUAUGAGAAAGCAAAAUCUUCCAUGUUUCGUGCAGAAGAGGAGCAUCUUAGCUCAAGUGGUGGAUUAGUAAAAAAUCUCAACAAGCAGCUAGAAAAAAAGCGAAGGCUGGAAGAGGAGGCUCUUCAGAAAGUAGAAGAAGCAAAUGAACUCUACAAAGUUUGUGUGACAAAUGUUGAAGAAAGACGGAACGAUCUAGAAAAUACCAAAAGGGAAAUUUUAACACAGCUCCGGAAACUUGUUUUCCAGUGUGAUCUUACCCUUAAAGCUGUAACAGUUAACCUCUUCCAGAUGCAGCACCUGCAGGUGGCCUCCCUGGCGGACAGCUUGCAGUCUCUCUGUGAUGGUGCCAAACUCUAUGACCCGGGCCAAGAGUACAGUGAGUUUGUCAGGGCCACGAAUCCAACUGAAGAAGAAAAAGUUGAUCGGAAUGUAAAUAAGCAGUUAACAAAUAGUUCUCACACUUCUGGAUAUGGACCUUCUGACUCUUCAGAGGACGCCGUGCGCCUUCCUGACAGUGCCGGCAAGAUGGACGAGGACAGGUGCUCCAACAGUGCCGAUGUGACAGGUCCGUCUUUUAUAAGGUCAUGGACAUUUGGGAUGUUUAGUGACUCUGAAAGCACUGGAGGAAGCAGUGAAUCCAGAUCUCUGGAUUCUGAAUCUAUAAGUCCAGGAGACUUUCAUCGAAAGCUUCCACGAACUCCGUCCAGUGGAACCAUGUCUUCUGCGGAUGAUCUAGACGAAAGAGAGCCGCCUUCCCCUUCAGAAGCUGGACCCAAUAAGAAGACGCUGAUGUCAAAGGCAGCGCUCACGCACAAGCUGCGCAAACUGAGAUCCCCCACAAAGUGCAGGGAUUGCGAAGGCAUUGUCGUGUUCCAGGGUGUCGAGUGUGAAGAGUGUCUCCUUGUUUGUCACCGCAAGUGUUUGGAAAAUUUAGUCAUCAUUUGUGGUCAUCAGAAACUUCCGGGGAAAAUACACUUAUUUGGAGCAGAAUUCACCCAAGUUGCAAAAAAGGAACCAGAUGGCAUUCCUUUUGUACUUAAAAUAUGUGCUUCAGAGAUUGAAAAUAGAGCCUUGUGUCUACAGGGAAUUUAUCGUGUGUGUGGAAACAAAGUGAAGACUGAGAAGCUGUGUCAAGCUCUGGAGAACGGAAUGCACCUGGUGGACAUUUCAGAAUUCAGUUCACAUGACAUCUGUGAUGUCUUAAAAUUAUACCUUCGACAGCUUCCAGAACCAUUUAUUUUAUUUCGACUGUACAAGGAAUUUGUAGACCUUGCAAUAGAGAUCCAGCAUGUAAAUGAAGAACAAGAGACCAAAAAAGAUAACCCCGAGGACAAAAAAUGGCCGAGUACAUGUAUAGAAAUAAAUCGAAUUCUUCUAAAAAGCAAGGACCUUCUAAGACAACUACCCGCAGCAAAUUUUAACAGCCUUCAUUACCUCAUAGUUCAUCUUAAGCGAGUCGUGGAUCACGCAGAAGAAAACAAGAUGAACUCCAGAAACCUGGGGGUGAUAUUCGGCCCGAGUCUCAUUAGGCCAAGGCCCACGGCUGCUCCUGUCACCAUCUCCUCCCUCGCCGACUAUUCCAAUCAAGCGCGGCUGGUGGAGUUUCUCAUUACCUACUCACAGAAGAUCUUCGACGGGUCCCUGCAGCCACAGGAUGUGGCUGUGUGGAGUACAGGUGUUGCACCCCAGGUUGACCAAGGCGGUCUUCCAAAGCCUCUGUUAUCACCAGAAGAAAGAGAUCCAGAACAUUCUAUGAAGUCACUGUUUUUCUCUUCAAAGGAAGAUAUCUGUACUGCAGAGAGUGAAAACAAAAUUUUUGAAACUGCUGCAUCAUUUGAGGAAUCAGAACGAAAGCAGAGUGCAUUAGAAAAAUGUGACGCAUGUCUUAUUGACAACAAAGGGCUUUUGCUCAUAGACCAAGAGCUUCAGCCAGCAUCACGAAAGAUGGAAGAUGUGUGUAAAACCUCUAAGCUGUCUGCCCUGAAAUCCGAGAGGGAGAUGAACGGUGUUGAGAGGCAUACCGCAAGGGCCAAGCUUAGACCUGUGAGUUUGCCCGUAGGUAGGCCACUCCUUCUUGCGAGCCCUCCUGACGAGAGAAAUGGCAGAGAUAUGGGAAAUGUAAAUUCAGACAAGUUUGGCAAGAAGCCUUCCUUUGACGGCAGUAAUAGAAAAGACACCCCAACUUUUGUUUGUCCUAAAUUUGAUGGCUUUGGUCAGCAGCCUCUACAGAAAACUCGGGAGAAGCAGGGUGAACAAAAUGAGCUGGCUGCAAAGACUCCAGUGGUGGUGCCCCACGUGUUCCAGGACAGAGGAGUGACAACGAGCAUCAGGAGUGGUGGGGACCACCCGGGCAGCACCACCCAGCCCAGCAAGCCAUACGCAGAACCCAGCAGGGCAGCCAGACAGGUGUCAGAGAGACGGUCCUCUGACUCGUGCCCUCCUGCCCCUGUCAGAGCGCCCAGGACACUGCAGCCCCAGCACUGGACAACGUUUUAUAAGCCACAUGCUCCUGCUGCUGGUGGCAGGGGGGAGGAGGAGAGACCUGUGACAUCCCCUGCAGCCGUGCCCCCUGCCACCCCGGAGCAGGCACCGAAAUCGCCUCCAGGCCCAGAAACCUUGUCACCUGGGCCCGGGCAGCCGGCUGGUAAGCCGAAGGAGAGGGCCGAGGAGCGUGACCUGCCCGGCCUGCAUCCCGUGUGUCAGAGGCCGAGGCUGAAACGCAUGCAGCAGUUUGAGGACCUUGAAGACGAAAUCCCGCAGUUUGUGUAGGGGUGUCAGAAUGCGAAUGCGGUUUUUCUUUUGUCGUUGUUUUGUGGUAUUUGUUUUUUGAGAGAAGUUUUGGACAGGGCCCUGUUGUGUAGGUUUGCCACAUCCUACACGUUGCUUUUUGUCAUUGUGUUGUGUUAUCCUGUGGUUAUAUUGAAUGGUAGACUGUUGUGAUAGGGCCCCAUCUGUGCCUCACUGGAAUUAUAUGUAUUUUUGAAGUUGUGAAUAAAUAGACUCAUGUUUUUUAAAGUUCA
This is a messenger RNA of Phacochoerus africanus (Common warthog), 4137 nucleotides long. It is a transcript of the gene ARHGAP29, whose product is annotated as Rho GTPase activating protein 29. Bases 104 to 3886 code for a protein of 1260 amino acids. The record is from RefSeq and is a predicted model, not a curated record. Lineage: Eukaryota; Metazoa; Chordata; Mammalia; Artiodactyla; Suidae. Gene Ontology annotation, molecular function: GTPase activator activity. Gene Ontology annotation, cellular component: cytoplasm. The transcript is spliced from 23 exons. Gene Ontology annotation, biological process: signal transduction; activation of GTPase activity.